Messenger RNA from Hemiscyllium ocellatum (epaulette shark), 527 nucleotides. It is a transcript of the gene rps15a, whose product is annotated as ribosomal protein S15a. The record is from RefSeq and is a predicted model, not a curated record. Gene Ontology annotation, cellular component: ribosome; cytosolic small ribosomal subunit. Gene Ontology annotation, biological process: translation. Bases 54 to 491 code for a protein of 145 amino acids. Gene Ontology annotation, molecular function: structural constituent of ribosome. The transcript is spliced from 5 exons. NCBI's taxonomy places the organism in Eukaryota, Metazoa, Chordata, Chondrichthyes, Orectolobiformes, Hemiscylliidae.
AGCGCCAUCGUCGGUGCUGGCGCGGACCUUUCCCGUUCCCCUUCAAGUAUGUGAUGUGGGGAUUCAUCUGGUGCGACUAUGGGCUGGCAAAACGCAUCAUGGUGCGCAUGAAUGUUCUUGCUGAUGCCCUCACCAGCAUCAACAAUGCAGAGAAGCGUGGAAAACGCCAGGUUCUCAUCCGGCCAUGCUCCAAAGUGAUUGUGAGAUUCCUGACUGUAAUGAUGAAGCAUGGCUACAUUGGAGAGUUUGAGAUUAUUGAUGACCACAGAGGUGGGAAAAUAGUUGUCAAUCUCACUGGCAGACUGAACAAGUGUGGUGUCAUUAGCCCCAGAUUCGAUGUUCAAGUAAAAGAGCUCGAAAGGUGGCAAAAUAGUCUCCUGCCUUCCCGUCAGUUUGGGUACAUUGUCCUAACGACCUCAGCAGGGAUCAUGGACCAUGAAGAGGCCAAACGGAAACACACGGGAGGAAAAAUUCUAGGAUUCUUUUUCUAAAACGUGCAACCUGUCUAUAAUAAAACAUUGAAACCA